CCUCGGUCCUUUUACCCUGUCCUUAUUAUUAUUAUGCCCUCUGUUACUCUGCUGGGUUUGAUAAUCCAUUGCAAUGGCUACAUAGAACUCACAGGCAAUACUCAUGAGUAUGGGGUUGAUUAGUGAAGCUAACAAGUCAGGAGCAGGAAACAUUAAGGAUACAGCCUUUUGUCCAUAGUAGCUCCUCGCCCCAGCCCCAGCCAAGUCUCUCUCUGAUCUCUGCAUCGGGAUCUCGGCCCUGCUUUUCUACCCUGCCUCAUGGUCUCAGCUUGGUUCUUUUGCUCUGACUCAGGUUCUUGCUGUGGCCUCUGCUGACUGCCACUUCAGGCAGGGAUCUCACAAGUGCUCCACUCCUGGCUCUUCUUUCUUGGGAUGUUCCUUCUUUCCUGCUUCUGAGAUGACUCACUUAUAUACACCCAGAAGAAUGGUAAAACUGACUGAUGCCCUUUAGUGUUUCAUAUACCCUAUUUGCCUGGCUCCAUCUAAUCAUUUGGUGGGAGUUAUAAAGAAAUGAUUAGAAGAGCCAUUAAGUAGGUAAUUUUACUUCACAGUCAGCAUGUCUUCUUUUAAAAAUAACCACUCAAAUCUUUCUCUGGCUCUCUGUUCCUCUCCUAAAGCAGAGCUUGCUCAAUCACUCCUCUGAUGCUGUGUACCCCAUUUGUAUGUGGUUUUCAUUACUCUUGCGUCAGCAUCAGGAGGGGCUCCCUGGGGUGAUGAUGCACAAUCAGUUCUUAGCAGAGAUCUUUUUUCUACUCGGAUUGCUUUAUUUUUAUGAAGACAAGAAUUUGGAAUCCUCACAGCCUUCUUGUCUUACCUGAAUCUUCAUUUAUCUCACUGAUCAAGACCUGUACUCCUUAACAUGCUUUAAAAAAAAAUUAAUAUGGGGAGAGGCCGCAUUCAGUCGAGUCCAGGUAGCAGCUGCAGCGGCUCCCAUCUUCUCUGCCUCUCUUUGCCAUACUCUUCACUUCCGGAAACAUGGCCUCUGGUGUAGCUGUCUCCGAUGGUGUCAUCAGGGUGUUCAAUGACAUGAAGGUGCACAAAUCCUCGACACCGGAGGAGGUCAAGAAGCGCAAGAAGGCUGUGCUCUUCUGCCUGAGCGAGGACAAGAAGAUCAUCAUCCUGGAGGAGGGCAAGGAGAUCCUGGUUGGGGAUGUAGGCCAGACUGUGGACGACCCCUACGCCACCUUUGUCAAGAUGCUGCCUGACAAGGACUGCCGCUACGCUCUGUAUGAUGCCACCUACGAGACCAAGGAGAGCAAGAAGGAGGACCUGGCGUUCAUCCUCUGGGCCCCCGAGUGUGCACCUCUUAAGAGCAAAACGAUCUAUGCCAGCUCCAAAGAUGCCAUCAAGAAGAAGCUGACGGGAAUCAAACAGGAAUUACAAGCAAACUGCUACGAGGAGGUUAAGGACCACUGCACCCUGGCCUAGAAGCUGGGGGGCAGCGCCGUCAUCUCCCUGGAGGGCAAGCCCUUGUGAGCCCCCUCCACCCUUGCCAGGAGCAUUCGGCAGCCCCAAACCUGUCUGCGUGGGCUGCAGGCUGCCCCGUUCCUGCCAGACCGGAUAGGCUGGAGGAGGGCAAUCCCUUCGCCCCAGUUGCCAAACAGCCUCCCCACCCCCUCCCGGACCAACCCACUUCCCUCCCGAUGGCUCUGGCCUUCCCAAAUGGCUUCUGAUCUUUCAUUCCUCUGUUGAAACAGACCAAGUCUCUCCACACCCCCUCUAGGCACCACAAUUGGGAAGGGGGCUGUAUUUUUUUAACGACCACUCCCUAUCCCCCUUUUUCAAGGCUGCCAACUUCUAACUGCAGUAGUGAAUCUGUGCUUGUUCAUUUAGUACUGUGUGUAAGUGGAAAAUUAAGAUGACCCUCCCCGCUCCGGCUGCUCCCCCCUCCCCCCCUGGUCACGGACAGCCACUUGUUUGGGCCUACAAGGAACCUUCAAUUAAAAAAAAAAGUUAAUAUAACAUAUGCUUGAAGGUGUUUCAUGGAAUUUGUUAAUACCUUUACAGACCCUUCAGUCAAUAUAAUUUGCAUACUUCUUGUCUAGUGUAAUAAGUUACCCUAUCAGUGAAAGAUUUUGUUACUGAUGAGUUCUGCCUAUCAAAAUGAGAGUGAGAAAUAGCUCUCUCAAUAUAUUUAAAGGAAAUAGUAUGUUUACAGGAGAGUUUUGUCAGUUACCACAAAUUAAUGACAAAUGUCAUCAGAAAUAUCUAUUAACAUUAUUUAACUCCUGAUAGGAUGCAUUGAGAAGGACAGGUGUCUUCCCCAGUAAAAAAUAACUUCAGUCCAAUCAUGGGAAAGUAAAGAAACAACAUGGGAUCCCAUCUGACCUCUGCCAGCUUCCUCUGGCUCCCAAGGUUGAGUGCCUCAAGGCAGGGUCCAGACUUGCUUUCCAUCCUAGCCUUCUUAACCCUAUUCUGACACCAACCACUUCCUCCCACAGCACUCUACUUUCCCCACACUCUACUUUUUUGCUGGGUUCGAUAAUUUAUUGCAGUGACCAUACAGAACUCACAGCCAGUGCUCACGAUUAUGGGGUUUAUUUAAAAAGUGAACAAGUUACAGUUCAGGUGAGAAAUGCUCGGGAUACAGUUCAGUCAAAACAGUGUCCUCUCUGCCAUGCUUACAGGCAACCCUUUACCUGUCCUCUUGACUUGGCCUCUGCCUUUCAGGCAGUGUUACAAAGCUCUUUCAGGGCUGCCAAUAAAUGCCCAAAGGGCAUGCCACUCUACUAUAACCCUCAACCCAAAGGCACUCACCUUUGUGGGUCAGCACACCCAGCUCCCACAGUUAGUGCUCACUGGCACCCACUCCACAAGCCCCAAAGCAUACAGCUUUAUUUGCUCCGUGGGCUAUGAAGUCCACCACUCUGCCUCAUGUUUCUGGCUCCUGUUCCACUGCUGUUGCAGCUUCUCUGCUGGUCCUAUGGUGUCAAAUCUGCUCCCUGGAUCAAGGAGGCUCGGUGCGCAGGGAUCUCGGGAGCAAAGGGGCAUGCUCCAUUCUGACUUUUUUCCCUUGCUAGUAGUGAGAGCCUCCGCUCUUCCUGCUUCUGAGUUGGGUCAUUUCAUACCCAGCAGGUUGGCAAUCACAGUGAACUGUUUGACAGCUGAAUUCCAUCAAUGUCUUUCCCCACCUUCUCUUACCUGGACCCAUUAGGAAAAAAUCUCAUGGUGGCUAUAGAGACUGUCUAGAAGAGCCACAGUAAAUCAUUCACUGCACCACAUGCAGAAAGCCUCAGGCGCACCCAGCGUUCUUCAAAAGUGUUAAGGUAAUGAGAGAGACUGAGGAACUGUCACAGAUGGGCUGAAAUUACAGAGGCAUGGCAACUAAAUGCAGUAUGGGAGCCUACAUUGGAUUCUGGAACAAAGAUAUUUGUGGAAAAACCAGUGUCAUCUGAAUAAGUUCUGUACUUAUUAUACCAAGAUUAAUUGCUUGGAUUUUAAAAAGUUACAGUUUUAUAAAACAUUUUAAGGGGGAACUAGAUACAUCCAUAUAUAUGAGAACGCUGUACUGUUUUUAUACCCCCAGCUGUUUAUGUUUUAUACCACCAGAGUUCUGGUGGCAUAGUGGUAACAGAUUGGGUUGGUAACCUCAAAGCCAGCAGUUCGAAAUCAGUAGCCACGCCUUGUGAGAAAAACUAGACUUGUAACCCCUUAAAGAGUUUCAAUCUUGGAAACCCACAGGAGCAGUUCUGGUCUGCCCUUCAGGUCACUGUGAGUCUGAGUUCACUCCACGGCAGUGAGUUUGGGACUGUUUUUGAAACGUUUCUUCAAGU
This is a messenger RNA of Echinops telfairi (small Madagascar hedgehog), 3773 nucleotides long. RefSeq names its product cofilin-1-like. NCBI's taxonomy places the organism in Eukaryota, Metazoa, Chordata, Mammalia, Afrosoricida, Tenrecidae. Gene Ontology annotation, biological process: cell motility; actin filament fragmentation; actin filament severing. Gene Ontology annotation, molecular function: actin filament binding. The coding region runs from base 976 to 1428 and encodes 150 amino acids. The transcript has a single exon. The record is from RefSeq and is a predicted model, not a curated record. Gene Ontology annotation, cellular component: actin cortical patch; cytoplasm; actin cytoskeleton.